AUGCAAUCUAAUAGCCUAUCGACACCACAAACAACAACUCCUGACGAUAUAAGAGUGCGAGAGUCGGUCCCAAACAGCUCUUCACUGGCAACAAGUCGUGAAAGUGGAGGAACACAACUCAUUGGCACCACUGAGACCAUCGAUGAGACCAUGUCUAGUGUAGACCCGGGUAUUCUGUGUUUCCAACACUGCAACCCUAAGUCCAAAGUGUUUUGUCUCGAAUUACCCGACUAUUGUCCGCAAUGCGAUUCUCCCAUGAGUUGUAUUGAGUUAAAAAUCCCACCGUUUUGUGUGCCAUUUCCCUUCAUUUGUGCCAAACGGACUCAAUGUUCGGUCAUUAUUAGGCCCACCGAUGGAGACUUCUUGCAUCACUACCAGAAUGCGGCUGAUCUUCACAUUGGUUUGACGGACUCGAAGGGAGACGUCUAUGAGUUUGACAAAUACGGUCUUCAGUCGGCGAACCGGAGUUCGUCGUGGAAUCAAUGUCUAAGCGUUCCGAUUGUCACCGAAAUUGAUAACAUGUGGAAAGACUAUUGGGAUUACACGUUACAAAUCGCAUCACAACUCGAUCGAUGGCAACCCAAUCAGUAUUCAGAGGACAGCAAUAAUUGCUAUUCAUUUGUCAUCACGUUUUUGAGAAUGCUUCGCGUCAAAGACCUGAAGCCAUCAUUGAAUAGCAAAACCCAAUUCUGCAAAGAUUUUAUUGUCCCGCGAACUAAAAACGCCGCCAAAUAUAUCGCUCUCUAUCGACGGGUGGUUAAGGAAGGCAUUUGUGUCUUAAAUACAACUCAAUAAUUUGUAUUUAUUGUUCAAAUACUGAUGUGUC
This is a messenger RNA of Medioppia subpectinata, 826 nucleotides long. The record is from the annotation of a GenBank genome assembly. Lineage: Eukaryota; Metazoa; Arthropoda; Arachnida; Sarcoptiformes; Oppiidae.